AUGCACGCCCAGCAACCCCUUCCCCAGGCCAUGCCCGCCUCCAUAGGGCAGAGCCUUCGCGACGCGGCACUCGGCUUUGCCAGGGGCAAGAACCUCCUGGGGAGCAACUUUGCAUACGGCCUAAUCCAGUCUCUCAAGGAGUGUCUCUACUUCCUUCUCUGCUGCUGGUGUAUCAAGGAGAUCCUGGACUGA
Scleropages formosus (Asian bonytongue) is the source of this 192-nucleotide messenger RNA. RefSeq names its product lens epithelial protein (gene lenep). The coding region runs from base 1 to 192 and encodes 63 amino acids. The record is from RefSeq and is a predicted model, not a curated record. The transcript has a single exon. Gene Ontology annotation, biological process: multicellular organism development. Lineage: Eukaryota; Metazoa; Chordata; Actinopteri; Osteoglossiformes; Osteoglossidae.